CUGAUGGAGGAGGUGGGAUGAGGCUGACUGAGCUCACGGCCGUAAAGAGCUGCUUGUGUCUGCACCACCGACAUCAGCAGUGUUCAUAAAGGCGCUUUGUGCAUCGCUAAUCCGCUCUGAUGUCACGGUGCAGAAGGAGGGGCUGAGCUCUCUCUGUAAUCCGAGCAAGUUGUGUCUGGAGGGACAAACCGAGCCGAUCCGGGCGAGAACGCGCAGACACAGGGGCGAUGUACACUACGGCAGCCGAAGCCGGGCCUCUCCUCCACUGACAUGCAGGUUGUGCCCUGAGCUGGCUUUUCUUGGCAGUAAGAGGAGCAUGUUCUGAAAAUUGGACUCGAAUCAUACCCCAGCCAUGAGCCACAAGUAUCAGGGAGAGGCAACGGGGGAAGGCAGCGAGGAACACAAGGAGGUCUCGGGGCCUCAGAGGAGCAGGCAGCCCAAUGGGACCACUGGAGACCCUCCUGUACGCCGGUCCUGGAGACCAUGUCAGAUGCUCAACCAGGAUGGGGAACUGAAUCCCCAUCAUCACCAUCACCCUCCUCCUCACCAUCACCACCACCACCACCACCCACCUGGAGGUCGUGGACCGCCUCGGCACCGCCGCCGGCCUCCAUCAGGACAAGGGCAAGGGCAAAGUCAGCCUCUGAGUCCGGUCUCUGCCCCAGCUGCAGUUAGUCAGGAUGCUGACCCACGUCCUGUCCAGCAACCCCGCGCUGCCGUCACUCGCUACCGCCGUCACGGUGACCCUAACCCCAGACUGAGAAGUCACAGACAGCGGCAGCCAUUCAGAGAGGUUCAGGACUCCUCACCAGGUGUGGAAGAGAGAGAAGGUCCACGGCAGGUGCAGGUGCAGGAAUCAUCCACAGCUGAUCCUGUAAUGGACCAAUCACAGGACAGGGAAUCUUCUCACCAGACUCCCAUUGCUGUUGUUACACCCACCCACCUUGCAUCUGGUGCUGCACCCCGUGAAGUACAGCUUGACACUCACAAUGCUCCUCCUGAUGAUGCUGAAGAAGAUCUCCAGGAGAGUAAAAUGGAGUGUGAGCAGGAAUCAGAUCUUAAAGAGGAUCAUCGAAAGCAGGAGAAGGUAGGGGAUGAAGAUGGAGACCACCGCCCAGGAGAAGGUCACUCUGGCUGCGGGCAUGAUGAGAAAGCUGAGGAGUAUGCUGAGAGGUUGGAGGAGGAUGAAGAGAGAGUGAUGGACAAUCUGGAGGAGGAUCCUUCAGCUCAGGGAAGUGAAAUCACAGAUCUCUGCUCUGACACGGAGAGUGCUGCCUCACUCAGUAUGGAUGGACCUCUCCACAGCCCGCCUCCACUUCACUCACCUACUCCUCCUUCCUCCCCUGAUGUUCCAGCUUUCCCCCAGCUGGACCAUUUCGGUGAGGACGCCAGUAUGAGCCCUCUACCCGAUAAUGACCUGCCACCAGAAGAAGAGGAGGAUGAGGAUUGCUCUGAGUCAUGCUCGUUGUCCCACUCCACUUCUUGCUCUGAAUCUUAUCCAAAAACCUAUGCAGACUUUUAUACAGAGUCCCACCAAAAGUCUUACUCAGAGCCGGUCUAUGAGUCAUACUCGGAGUCAAAACCCCAUCCCAACUCUUUUCCCGAGCCGCUUAAGACCUCCUACCCUGAGCCAAACAGGGAACCUCGCAGGCAGGCCAGUCAGAGGACCGAGGCUAACAGGGGCCACCAAGAGUCCCGCCAAGAGCCCUUUACCCCCCACAGACAGGAGAAUGUACAAAAAGGAGCUCUGCCCUCCCCCAUCGAGGGCUCCCAUCAUGUCCCGAGGCAGGCCAGAGACCGGCGCUCACAGCGCUCCCCUCUGGAUCGCUCUGUUGGCUGCCGGCUGCACCACUAUGAUGGUCAGUCUGAUGGCGAGGGAGGCAGUGCCGAUCAAAGCCCUGUCACUAAAAACCGCAGGCAGCCACCCAGACAGCCAGAAACCCAAGCCAAGACCCCUCCAUCUGGGCUGAGCAGCUCAGGCGAGGCCCAGGAUGAGCAGAAUGCAGAAGGUGCAAAGGGCUCAGGCGACGCCAUUAGCCUAGCGAUUAAAGACAUCAAAGAGGCGAUUGAGGGGGUGAAGACGAAGACGAUGCGUUCCCCGUACACACCUGACCAACCUGUGGAGCCGAUCUGGGUGAUGAGACAGGAGGUCAGCCCCACGGAGGAUAUGUACCCCCUGCAGACUACAGCUGGCCAUUCUUCUCCUCACUCACCCUCUGAGUCAGCUUCUGAGUCUCCGAGCUGCUACACCUCAGCUCCAGUUCGGGAUCCGGUCAGUCCCCUGAGGGUUGAUCACUCUUCUAGAGCACCCAAUCCCCAAAGUUAUCACACUGGACAGUCCCAGCACAACCAUCACCACCACCUGCACCAACAAGGCCACCAGUCACAGCAGAGGGAUGCCGCUAGGUCACCGCAGACAUACACCCAGCCACAGCCGUACCCACAUAUGCCGCCUAAUCAGCAUCAACAGUGUCAACAUCAGCAGCAGCAGCUCCCCUCUCAACAGCCACAGACUCAAGCUCAGCCACAGUCUCCUCCUCAGAAGCCGUCUGUGCAGGAGAUUCGCAGAUCUCUUCCACAGUUUCCCACGUUUGUAGACGUCCCAGGACCGUGUGACCCUGAAGACCUUAUUGAUGGCAUCAUCUUUGCAGCGACCUACAUGGGCUGCACCCACCUGCUGUCAGAGAGGACUCCCACAAAGAGCGCCCGCAUGCAGCAGGCCCAAGAGGCCAUGAGCAGAGUCCGGGCAGCUCAGAAACAGGCGAAGAACAGGAAGAAGAGCCCCGACGACGAGGCUCCAUCCACUGCUGAGGUUGAUCUAUUCAUGUCCACACAAAGGAUCAAGGUCCUCAAUGCUGACACUCAGGAGUGUUUAAUGGACCUGCCCCUGAGGACAAUCUCCUACAUAGCUGACAUUGGUAACAUGGUGGUCCUGAUGGCCCGAGGGAAGAUGGUCCGGUCCCGCAGCGCACAGGAAAACCUGGACAGCACAGCAGAGCAAACCACCAUAACCCAAGAUGACAGAAGACUGUACAGAAUGAUCUGCCACGUCUUCGAGUCUGAGGAUGCUCAGCUCAUCGCUCAGUCCAUCGGUCAGUCCUUCAGCGUCGCCUACCAGGAGUUCCUCAGGGCCAACGGCAUCGACCCCGAGGACCUGAGCCAGAGGGAGUACAGUGACCUGCUCAACACUCAGGACAUGUACAACGACGACCUCAUCCACUUCUCCAAGUCGGAGAACUGCAGAGACGUUUACAUCGAGAAGCAAAAAGGCGAGAUCCUCGGUGUGGUGAUCGUGGAGUCUGGCUGGGGGUCAAUCCUCCCCACAGUGAUCAUUGCUAGCAUGAUGCACGCCGGCCCAGCGGAAAAGUCUGGCCGACUCAACAUCGGAGAUCAGAUCAUGACCAUAAAUGGUACAAGCUUGGUGGGUUUACCUCUCAGCACCUGCCAGAGCAUCAUCAAGGGUCUCAAGUCUCAGUCCAGGAUCAAGAUGAACAUUGUCAGGUGCCCUCCUGUCACCAUGGUGCUCAUUCGCAGGCCGGAUCUCCGAUACCAGCUGGGCUUCAGCGUCCAGAAUGGCAUAAUCUGCAGUCUGAUGAGAGGCGGUAUUGCUGAGAGAGGUGGCGUCCGCGUCGGUCACCGCAUCAUCGAGAUCAACAGCCAGAGCGUCGUGGCGACUCCUCACGAGAAGAUUGUUCAGAUCCUGUCCAAUGCGAUGGGAGAGAUCCACAUGAAGACGAUGCCUGCAGCCAUGUACCGUCUGCUGACAGCACAGGAACAACCUGUCUACAUCUGAACACACGUCUCGCUCGACACAUCACUCCCGCCUGUCUCGGUUUUAAAUCCCUUUUAUCCCUCCUCUCCCCUCCCUGUUUGAUAUCACUUGACUUGCCUUAAUCUGUACAGUUGACUGUCAUGUAAACAUGUACAUCUCCAGUGUGACAGCAGAAGGCAGAUUAUCUCACUAGGCCGAGUGUUAAUGUGACGUUUUAUGUUUGACCAAAGAGAAAUUUGGGAUUUUCUUGUGUAUAUUUAGGUGGAGAACAGAGCCAAUAUUAGCUUUGGUUUAAAUAGCUGUAUAAUCUCUGAAUGUACUCUAAUCAUGUUGGACCUAUAAAUUGUCAGGGUGACACAAGUGAUAAAGAGCUUAAAGCUGAAGUUGUAAAGGUUGCAUGUAUAAUUCUGCAGAAUAAACUAAAGUAAAAGGCAGCAGUCUGUGAUGUUUGGUUUAUUUUUGUUUGAAAAGUAGUUAAAACUGGACCAUUGGUGGAGUCAACCUUUACUCAAGUAUAAAUUUAGAACAGUUUUUUCACUUGACUGAUUGAAAUACACCCUUACUUGCUUCCAUAGGAAUAAAGAGGGCAGGUAGUAGUCACGUGCUGCUAACUGACAAACAGCAAGUGUGACCACCUCUAUAUUAGCUGUGUUUUAACACAAUGUCACAAUCUUGCCAGUGGAUUCACCCCAAGGUCAGCGAGUGCAGCGCUCACUGCACUGCCAAGAGCUUCCUCUGAGACUCCAUGGGCCUCGUUUAGCACAUUAAAUUUUAGUGUUCAUGACAGUUCAAUUAGAAAAAGGUUGAACAAGUAUGGCUUGUUUAGAAGGGUUGCCAGUAGGAAGAAUAGUCGUCUCUCUAAAAGAACAUGACAGCACAACUCAGGUUUGAAAAGCUUCAUCUGAACAAACUGCAAGCCUUCUGGACCAAUGAUAAGAUCAAAGUGAUCCAUAAUGCACACAGCCAGAUUACGAAAGCCAAACAUAGCCUCAUACAAACUGUCAAGCACGGUGGUGGAGGGGGGAUGAUUUGGGCUUGUUUUUCAGCCACAGGCCUGGGCACCUUGCAGUCCCCGAGCUGACCUUGAAGUCCUCUCUGUACUAAAGUAUCAUAGAGCCAAAUGUGAGGCCAUCUGACAUCUGAAGCUUGGCCCACAU
This is a messenger RNA of Pelmatolapia mariae (spotted tilapia), 4929 nucleotides long. Its product is annotated as amyloid-beta A4 precursor protein-binding family A member 1-like. Gene Ontology annotation, biological process: chemical synaptic transmission. The transcript has 13 exons. Gene Ontology annotation, cellular component: dendritic spine; cytoplasm; plasma membrane. The record is from RefSeq and is a predicted model, not a curated record. Bases 353 to 3793 code for a protein of 1146 amino acids. Lineage: Eukaryota; Metazoa; Chordata; Actinopteri; Cichliformes; Cichlidae. Gene Ontology annotation, molecular function: amyloid-beta binding; protein binding.